Messenger RNA from Colletotrichum abscissum, 870 nucleotides. RefSeq lists its product as uncharacterized. Gene Ontology annotation, cellular component: cytoplasm. Gene Ontology annotation, biological process: negative regulation of transcription by RNA polymerase II; regulation of nitrogen utilization; mitochondria-nucleus signaling pathway. The record is from RefSeq and is a predicted model, not a curated record. The annotation marks the transcript as partial. The transcript has a single exon. Lineage: Eukaryota; Fungi; Ascomycota; Sordariomycetes; Glomerellales; Glomerellaceae.
GAGAAGACCUUGGGCGGCCUCGAAUCCGACAAGGAGUCUCAGGGCAACGUGCGGACAACUUCUCAGCCUCCCGUACAAAGGCACAACGAACCCCCCGUCGGCGACUGCAAGACCAAAGGCCCCCCCAAAAGCGACGUUACCUCGAAUCGUCGCCAGAAUCCUACAAGCCAGUCGGAAGCCUUUCUCCACCAAAACUCAAACACCGACUGCGUUGACGAAUGCGCAAUUGAUGAUGAUUCCGAGUGGAAAGACUCCAUCGAGAAUGACAACACGUCUAGCGUUGACGAGACUGGCAAAAGGUCUAGCAUUGACGAGGAGACCUUUUUUCAGCGUACCGGCAACAACAGCAAGCUGACCUCGCGUCGCUCUCUUAUUACCAUGAUGGUGGUUGAGAUGGACAACCGCGGAGGGGUAGGGACUGUUGCCUCUCGGUCUAUCUCAACACUUCCGUUUCGUACCAACCACCCGGCCCCGCCUACCUUAGCCGUCUCCCCCAAUGAUUCCGGCGACGCUCCAUUGAUAAUGAAGCGCGAUAACGGCUGGCCGUCUCUGAAGCCCAUCACCGAGGUGCCACGGUUUGCUCCUCGGCCUAUCUCCAAGAGUGCCAGCCGUUGGUGCGAAUCCGUUCUCUCCCCCCGAACUACACGACGAAACAUGCUAGCGACAGAGUGGCCCGACUCUCUCCGAAGUAACGUGCUUCGGGAGCGCCAGCAGAAGCUGAUUACUGCCAAUGCAGUGCUCAAGCGCCACUGUUCCUCCCACGACAUCGCGAACCUGAAGCAGUACCCCAAGAGCACCUGGACCACCACGAAGGAAGAUAGUGUCAUCACUUCUCUAUACUUCAAGGAUGUCCACCUAAAGGGAUGGUGA